AUGAGGCUGAACGGGGACGCAACGCCGAGGAACGAACAGGGUAAGGAGAUCGAGAGGGGGGCUCUGCAGCAGCAGCCGAAGCUGGUCGUUGGCUACGCCUUGACCUCGAAGAAGGUCAAGAGCUUCCUCCAGCCGAAUUUAGAGGGAUUGGCCAGGUAGUCAAGAGCUUCCUACGCCUUGUGGAUUUGCGCUCUGUUGGUCACCAGAAACUCGUGGUGUGGUGCCAGUCUUUUCUUUCAAUAAUUUAGGACGGAGAUUGAUUAUCAGGAUGCAACAGUAGUACGCGGAAAAGCAAUAUUUUUCCUUGAUGAUAAGUUUUUUUUCAUUGUGGGCAGACUGAUUCUUGAAUAAUCUUUUUAGUGUGAUGCUAUGAACAUCCAUUUGUCUAUCUCCAGCACUCGCCCUUCCAGAUCUUCGUGCCCUCCUGAAUUUACAUCUAGAUUUUUUCCACCAACUUCUCACGCUCUUAUCUUCUUCGAUUUCUUUGUCAAAUGUUCUAUGCUCACUCUUUAUGUCUUGAAGUAAUGCUUUGGGAAACCUUUUUGCGAAUAUGCCGCAGGAAGAAGGGGAUAUCAUUCGUGCCCAUUGACCAAAGUCGGCCUCUUUCAGGUCAAGGGCCCUUUGACAUUGUUCUACACAAGGUGAGCUCAUGCUAUCUGUUCUGAUACUCGGUCCUUUUUUCUCCAUAUUUCGCUAUGAAAUGUCAUAGUUCCACAGGAUUCAUCUUUUUUCUUUUUUCUCGGUGGGAUAAUAAGUUAUUUUUUGAUGCAGCUCCGGGGGAAGAAUUGGCAGCAAAACCUUGAGGUUAGUCAUUUAUGAAGAAUUAGAAUUCUCUCUCUCUCUCUCUCUCUUAGAACCAUGCUUUUAUUACACAAAAGUUUUGUAGAUAACUGCAUUUCAAUAUACGUCAUGAUCAUAAACAUAGAUGAGCACAUUAUCUUUGACAUUGCCGAUUAAAGCGCUCAAUCAGCCCAUUGAACCUCAUAUUAUCAGGGAAAAGUAUGAAGAUUAAUGGAAAUUUAUAUCAGAAAUGGGCAUUAUAUUUGUUUAAUUUAUUUUUUUAAAGAAAUAAGCCUCUGAAUCUGUUGUUCAGACAAAAGCUCCACAAGUCCAGCUGUUUCUUCAUGGGAUGCUGAGUUUCCUUCGGAUAAGAAUGCGCUGUAACUUGAUAACUUCUGAAAUCAAGCCCACUUGAGGCAUUCGUGUCUCCACUGCCUCAAGAUGUGAAUUUAAUAUAACCAAGUGUUUUUUAAUUCCCAUGUGAUGCUAAUUUCCGAUUAUUCAUUCAUUUUUUUAUAUUUUUUAUGUAUGUUGAAGGAUUAUGUGGAGCAGCAUCCCGAGGUCACUGUCCUUGAUCCACCGGAAGCCAUACAGCACCUGUGCAACAGACAGUCAAUGCUCCAGGAUGUGGCCGAUCUGGACCUGUCCGACUGGCACGGUAAGGCCUCACAUGCCUGACAAGUACCCAUAGACGUUUGUUUUUUAUUUUGACUUUUAAACUAGAUUAUUCCUCCCAGAUUCUCUGGGCCGAUAAAAGUUCAUCUUUUUCUUUCUGGGUUUCGAUGGAAAUUAAUGGUGCUGCCAUUUUAUACCCGGCCCUUCUUCUGACUUCUGUAAUGAAACUGCCGUUUUUUCUCUUCUUGCUCAUCGAAGGUGGUACCCUCUUCUCGUUUGUUUUGUGUUUUAUCCUCCUUUAUCUUUGACUUUACCACUUUUAGAAUACUUGGGUUUGUUUGUAUUAUGUUGAUUGACUUUUAUCUUGGUCAGCGUUACAAUUUGAUUUGAUUGCAGGUAAAGUCAGCGUUCCUAAGCAAGUUGUCAUCCCCAAGGAUCCGUCAUCGAUUCCUGAAGCUGUCUCUAAGGCGGGUCUGACUCUUCCUUUGAGUAAGCCGUUGCUUCUUCUGUAGCUAAUAUAUUAUUAGAUUCGCCCGGUUUGGCCAUUUCGUGGGUUAUUCUGCUUUAAUAGAACCGAAAGAGCUGCUAAUCUUUGCAUUCUAUUUUUUUUUUUUUAAUCUAUUUUCUGAUUCUUCUUGGUGCCACUGAUUGCUGAACUGUUUUAUCUUCUUCUUCUUCUUCUUUAGUCGCAAAGCCGUUGAUUGUCGAUGGAACUGCCAAGUCCCAUGAACUUUUUCUCGCUUACGACCAGUUCUCUCUCUCCCUCCUCGAACCGCCCCUGGUGCUACAGGAAUUCGUCAACCAUGGUACAUUCUAGGAAGCAUCCAAGUUGACCGAAGGGGAAAAAGUCAACUCCAGCGUCGCAAUCUGAUUGUGCCCUCCCUUUGCAGGAGGUGUUCUAUUCAAAGUCUUCAUCGUAGGAGACGCAAUAAAGGUCGUGCGGCGCUUCUCUCUCCCAGAUGUCACCAAGCAGGAUCUCUCCCACAGUUCUGGUGUCUUCCGAUUCCCUCGGGUUUCUUGCUCGGCGGCUUCAGCGGACGACGCCGACCUGGAUCCCGGCGUCUCCGGUGAGCCCGCCGGAGGCCCUUUGAAUGCUUCGGACCAUGUUUCUGUGCAUAUAUCGUCUCUGUGUAUAACCCCUCGACUGUCCUGCAGAGCUCCCCCCGCGUGCUCUGCUGGAGAGGCUUGUGAAUGAGCUCCGAUGGAGGCUGGUAGCUCGCUUUUCUUCUCAAAAAGAAUUUUUUUUGUGAUAAUUUUGCUGCUCCAUGGAUCGAGUCUGAUUGGUGAUCGACAGGGUCUGCGAUUGUUCAACAUUGAUAUCAUCAGGGAGCAUGGAACCAAGGACCGUUACUAUGUCAUCGAUAUCAACUAUUUCCCCGGUAAAUUUGGUCGAUUUCCUCUAGGGCAUCGAACUUAACCCAGAUUUUCUUCAUCCAACGACCUGAAUCCUCAAGUUUUCUUUAAAAAAAAUUGUAGGGUACGGGAAAAUGCCCGGAUAUGAGCACAUCUUCACCGAAUUCCUGCUGGGUCUCGUUCGUGGCAACUAUAAGUGA
Molecule: messenger RNA, 2948 nt
Organism: Spirodela intermedia
Lineage: Eukaryota; Viridiplantae; Streptophyta; Magnoliopsida; Alismatales; Araceae
Source: the annotation of a GenBank genome assembly